Molecule: messenger RNA, 1377 nt
Organism: Topomyia yanbarensis
Lineage: Eukaryota; Metazoa; Arthropoda; Insecta; Diptera; Culicidae
Exons: 5
Coding region: 19-1278 (419 amino acids)
Source: RefSeq, a predicted model, not a curated record
AGAGAAAAGCACGCACGAAUGGAAUCCCAAACGAAACGAAUCAAUCGUUCAAACAGCGACCAUGCAGCACAGGUGAGCCGUUCCAGUGGACGCAGAGAGCCCGAGAAGCUUCCUUCAGGGAAGGCCACCAAAUCCGUUAGCAAUCUCUCGAAACCCGCAGCUCCCAAGACAUGCAGUAAAUUCACCGUGACCAGAACGAACAGCAAGCCGAUUAACAAACAACUUUUUUCGGAACUGAACUCACCGGCCAAAUCUGAAACCGAAGUGGUAACUUUUAGGCGAAAAUUUCCUAUGGAAAAAUCCCUGACAAUGAUCGAGAUAGGGUCGCCUUCGAAGCAGCAGAAACCGCCCGGUUCCGCUGAUGAUCAGCUGGGAGGUUUUUCCUGUUCGACAACGGCACUGGCUGUUGGCGGCAGGGAUAGAAUGGUUAGCAAUACGAGUAAAUUGGUUUACGAAACCGGAUUCAAGCUGCUUCUGAAGUGCUGGAGGGAUAAGAAGAGGCAGAUCGAUCGGCUGAAUGCGCAGUUGAGUCAUAAGGACAAUACUUCCAUCAAAUAUCGAAAUCAGCUGCACACGAUCCAAUCUCUGUACCAGAACGAAUGCAAGAACCACGAGACGGCCCGAAGCGAACUGCGAACGCAGAAACAGAAGAUGGAAAGCUUGAAGGCAAAUCUUUUGGAGGAAAAAACCGCACAUCUGUCCAUAGUGUCCGAGUUGGAAGCAUCACUGAUCCGACAGGAAAAAUUGCAAUCCAAGUUGACCGCGACGGAGGAGGAACUGGCCAAUGCGAUCGUUAGCUGGCAUGGUUUCGAAAGCAAAUUGAAGCAACAGGAGGAUCGCUGCGGUUUGCUGGAAAGUGAAAAGAAGGAACUGCUGAAACAGAUUGAUCAUCUUGAAGAGAACUUCAAAAACUUUGAACGGGACUACGAGAGGUCACUGGCCGAGCAAGCAACCAGCAACAAGAUUUACGAAGCGCGACUGGGAGGCUAUCAACAAAAGGUGGAUGAACUUAAUAGUCAACUGAAUGUGUACGAAGCGGACUGUCAACUGCUGAAGGAUUGGAAUGUGCGACUGGCCAGUGAGCUUGCCCAGAUAAAGGGAAGUUAUCAUUCGACCUACGCUUUUCGAAUGCGGCGCUUUUUCACCAAUUUACCAAGGAAACCCGGAUUCUACGUGCAGUAUUUGCUUUAUCUGUUGGUGCAGGGAACACCUCUGCCUAAAAUAUCGUCGCCAUCGUCACGAAGAAUGGUGUCCUACGCGAAUGCUGUUCGUUAUUGAACUGUUCGAUUUUGUUAUGUUAUUAUUCUUUUUAUUUUGUAUUUCUGGUCAUUAUGUAAUAGAUCAAGCAAGGAAACAAAACUUUCUUUUUUCCACGAG